Caenorhabditis sp. 36 PRJEB53466 is the source of this 3848-nucleotide messenger RNA. Lineage: Eukaryota; Metazoa; Nematoda; Chromadorea; Rhabditida; Rhabditidae. The record is from the annotation of a GenBank genome assembly.
AUGGAAGAAGACGGUCCACCGCCGGAAUACCCAAAAAUUCCAGCUGAAAAACCGCCGGAAACGAGUAAAAAGUGAGAAACUAUCGAUUUUUUCCGGAUUUCUUCAAUUCUCCCGCAGAAAUCGACGUCGAUCGGCGCUCAGCGAUCAGAUAAUGAGCACAUUUAUGGAUUCGGCGAACGAGGCGACAAUGAGCCCAGUAGAGCCGAAAAUUCGUCCGAAACGAACGGUCCGCAUGAUCCAGGAGGCGCUGCGAGGGCCCAUGAAGCCGGUGCAAGUCGUGCAGAGGGUCAAACCCGUCAGAUACUCGGUCAGUAGAUUCUGCAAAACAUAACCACAAAUGUUGAAGAUUAUUGGAUGUUUAUCCGAUUUUGUGCCGAAGUGUUGCAUUAAAAAAUUGCAGUUCGAUUUGGGCGAGCGUGUAGAGACGAAAUCGUGUCUGAAGCCGUCGACGGCUCCGAUUUUGAUUCGAAAAGGUCCCGUACCGGCGAAUAGGACGAUAACUCAACGAACGGCCCACAAAAUUGUGGCCAAGUACCGAAAGAGCGAGGACGCGAGAGUUCCGGCCGUCAAAACGGACAGGCAGAUCAAGUUUCAUCGGAAUUGCACGAUACGAAUCAUGACUCCGCGUCCCGAAUAUGUUAGUUCAAUUAAACAUAUAGAGCUAAACAAUGCAGAUUGUUUUCUGAUUUCUUAAAGCAAUUUCCAUUAAAUUUGCCAGAUAAGGUUCAAAAACUUGAAUUUCCAUGCUUUCAGAACCCGGACGAUCUGAAAAUGCCGCAUUCGGACGACGAGGAGGACAAGCCGAUGAAUCCGAACCGCGAGCGCCUGAGCACUGUGCAAUUACGUCUGACGCCCACCUCCGAGGCACAAGUACGUAGGAAACGUGAAAGAAACUCUUUCUGUGAACUUUCAGAUUGUUUUUUGCAUUUCAGAAAACACUCAGAUAAUCUUUGACACAGUUAGGCCUAAAAAGCGAAUGUUUUUCAGAUCGACGACCUUCCGAAUCGUCAAAUAGUGCAAUUCAACGCAGAAAUGGUAUUCGGAGACGUGGAAAAUGCUCCGACGGCUCGAGAAUCCACGUCAUCCAAUUCUUCCUCGAAUAUUCCUGAGAAGAAGAAGACGUCGCGCAGGAAAUCGCUGAUCCGUGGAGCCGCGUCGCCUCUGAAGUUCCCGCCGAUGGCUCUGAUCGAAAAACCGAGAUUCGACGACGAGGACGGCGUUGAUGAGGUCCGCAUUCGUUUUUUCUAAAUAUUUGAAGCAUUGUAGUCUGGAGCCUGAAAAUGUCUGAUGAACACGAUAUUUAGAGUUCUUGAGGCCUCUACUUUUGACCCACUUGCAAUAAUCCGAUCGGACCCAAACUUUUCAGGAUUGUGUCCGCUCGCAUCCUUGUGGGGUGGAUCAAAAUCCAGGCCUCGGCAGGCUUUCAAAUAGCCUGGGCCGGCCUUUUGCCCAGGCCUGGAAUUUUCGGGAUUCUAGGCCAUGAAAUAGAAUCCCAGGCCACAGUUUUUUCUUGCAGAUAUCCGAGCCGAAACGCAAAUCGUCGCGUCGUUCGGUGCGCCUGAAUCCGCAUUCGAAAUCGUCGGAAUCCUCAUCGGAAUCGGACAUUUUGGAGGAAAUAAUCGAGGAAAAACGGGCGGUGAUCGAAGAGAUCAAGACGAAAAAUCGACGGAAAAGCGGAUUUGUGGAGGCGGAAAAAGCGGAGAAACCGAAAAAUUCGAAAAGAAAAUCGGGAUUUUUGAUGAUGAAAAACGAUGAAAAAACAGAGGACAAGGGCAAAAUUUCGGCGUUUUUCGCGCCGAAAUCGACGAAUUUGGAAACGGAAAAAUCGAGAGAAAAGAGCCGAAAAAGGCGGUCGACACGAUUUGUGCUCAAAGAUUUGGAGCCAUGCGCUUCGGAAGGCGCCACGACGUCUUCCGAGCCGAUUCCGAAGAUUCCGAAGAGCACGGAGCCCGAUUUGACGGGAAAUGAAGCCCAGAAAGAGCCGGAAGUCGUGGGAACGCCGAAAAGUGUGAAAAUUCCGGCCAUGUUCAUCAAAUCGACGAAAAAAUGCGAAGAAAAGGGGGAGAAAAUUAGUGGAGAGGCUUCGCCGGCUCCCGCCAAGCUUUUCUCGCUAUUUGCGCCGAAACCACCAAAGCCGACACCAGUCAAAAGUUCGGAUAUUGUCGAUUUGACGAAAUCUCCAAAAUGCGCGGAAAAAAAGGGUGCGAUUCGGCUGGAAUCACCGGCGGAAUCGUACGAAUUUUUCACAAAAAUGCCCAUCUUUCCGUCGAUUUUCGCGCCGCAGUGGGAGGAGGAGAAAAACGGGUUGAAAUUGCGAGAAACGCCCGUGGAUUUGAUGAAAAUCGAUGAGAAAUGCGAAUUUCGAAUGAACUUCGACGAGGAAAUCAACCUGAAGUCGGCGUUUUCGACAGAGAACGCGCCCGAAUCGAUGCGGAAAAUGGAGAAUUUGGACGGGAAUUGUGCGUUGAGCGUGCGGCCGUCGCGGAUGGAAUCGCUGAAUGCGGGCGCGGAGAGCGGCGAGCAAAUUGUACGAUGGCUGCGGAAAUGGAAACGAAAGGUGCGGAAAGAGGCCGAGAAAGAGGCGAAGAAGGAGCGGAAGGGCAAGAAGAAGAAGAAGAAGAAAGAGGAGGAGGACGAGGAUGAGGAGGAGGAUGAGGAGUAUCAGGUCGGCGACGGCGACGAACUGCUCGAGAACCCACUCGUACUCAUCGGACCCACCGGAGUCGGCAAAACUGCACUCGUACGCCUGUUCUGGGGUUUUUUGGGAUUGAUAAACGUAUACUUUUGCAGAUCCGUGCGUUGGCGAAGCAAGAAAACAUGCGGAUUCUGUGCACAGGACCCGAAUCGGAUCGUUCCGGUCUCAAAUUGAAGCAAAAGUUGGAGGAGGCCACAAUUUCGCAUCGGGUGGACCAGCAAUCGCACCGGACUCUGCAGUUCUUUCAAAAAACGCGGCCGCCGACGGAAUACCGCCUGAAAUCGGAGGAGCCGAAGGAAUCCACGCAGACGCUGGUCGUUUUCGAGCACGUCGACGUCUUCUUCGACGGACUCGACCGGAACUCCCGCGGAGCACUGCUCGAACUCGUCAACGACGCCGUCGUUCCGAUCGUUUUCACGUGCGAGAGGGAGUGGACACGCAGGACAGGUGGUGUGGAGCUGCGGAGACCGCCCCUCGAGGUCUGGUUGGACAGGAAACGGCACGAGACACAACAGUAUGUACAGGUAACUUUUAGCGAUUUUCUAGAGUUUACGGCAUUUUUAAUAUAUUUUUUUUGUUGCAGAACCUGAUCUACUCGUGCCGCGGCGUCUACAUCGACGAUCCGACAAUGUCGCAGCUCGCCGAGUCGGUCUCGCACGAUCUGAACGCCCUCAUCCAACAGUCGCACUUUUAUUCACUCGAUCCCACCCGUCCCCUCCCGCUCACCUCCCGCCACCUCGUUCCCAGCGGAUUCGACGUCGAAUGGGAGCCGAAGAACGGAAAACGGACGGAAAUUUCGGGUUUGUCGAAGAUCGAGUCGAUUCUCGACGAUUACGCGGAAUUUCUGCCGGACGGACACGUGGAUUUGCGAGAGAUCGAAGGAAUCGAACGGAUUUGGGACGCGGAGAAGCGAAAGGCGGCUGAUGCGGAACGGAGCCGCGCGGAAGACGUCCGCGCCGCCCACGAAGCACUCGGCGGCCGGUUUUCGCGGCGAGACCUUGUUUUGGACGUGCUGCCGAUGCUGCGGCCGAUGGAUCGCGUGGAGACGGCAAAAAUCGCACGGAAUCGACGACAUUUGCACCAUUUCAAAGAGCAUUCGGAGAUGGCCACCGACGGAGACACACUUGUGGACGUCGUCAGACGAUGGAAAUAA